Molecule: messenger RNA, 4259 nt
Organism: Tachyglossus aculeatus (Australian echidna)
Lineage: Eukaryota; Metazoa; Chordata; Mammalia; Monotremata; Tachyglossidae
Gene: RAB3D
Product: RAB3D, member RAS oncogene family
Exons: 5
Coding region: 100-759 (219 amino acids)
Biological process (GO): protein secretion; protein localization to plasma membrane; regulation of exocytosis
Cellular component (GO): endosome; synaptic vesicle; plasma membrane
Molecular function (GO): GTPase activity; GTP binding
Source: RefSeq, a predicted model, not a curated record
CCCGGAUCCCGGAGGUGAGCGUCGGAGCCGGAGCCGGGCCGGGCAGCGAGCCCUGCCAGGACAGCCCCGAAAACAGCCCCGUUGGCCCCUUCUUGCGAGAUGGCCUCUGCCAAUGAUGCCCACCACCCCCAGAAAGAUGCCGCGGACCAAAACUUUGACUACAUGUUCAAGCUGCUCAUCAUUGGCAACAGCAGUGUGGGGAAGACGUCCUUCCUUUUCCGCUAUGCAGAUGACUCCUUCACCUCAGCCUUUGUCAGCACGGUGGGCAUCGACUUCAAGGUCAAAACCGUCUACCGGAAUGAGAAACGGGUCAAGUUGCAGAUCUGGGAUACCGCAGGACAGGAGCGUUACCGGACUAUCACCACGGCGUACUACCGAGGGGCCAUGGGCUUCUUGCUGAUGUAUGACAUUUCCAACCAGGAAUCUUUCAAUGCCGUCCAGGACUGGGCAACACAGAUAAAGACUUACUCUUGGGAUAAUGCCCAAGUGAUUCUCAUAGGGAAUAAGUGUGACCUGGAAGAUGCGCGGGUGGUCCCCACAGAGGAUGGAAAGCGACUUGCUGAUGAUCUAGGCUUUGAGUUUUUUGAAGCGAGUGCCAAGGAUAAUAUCAAUGUGAAGCAGGUUUUUGAGCGCCUGGUGGACAUUAUAUGCGAGAAGAUGAAUGAGAGCCUGGAUGCCAACUCCACAAUGGUCAGCAACAACAAAAGCCCCUCCCUCAGCGAGACCCCACCUCCUCAGGCAAGCAGCUGUGCCUGCUAGAUAACAACUUGAACUUUCAACCUCACCGCUUCACCCAUCGUGCUUUCUUGUCAUACAGCAGGAGCAGUGAAGGCCUAAAGAAAAAAAAAAUCUAUCUUUUAGCCAGUAAAGAUGUCUUGAAUCCAAAAUUCUCUUCUUGCCACUCUCUCCUCUUUGGGUGGGGUCGGGAAGGGUGGUCCUCCAUUUAGUUACUUAUGACAGUAGCACUGGAUUUCCCUGCAGGCAACUCCUUGUGAAGUAUUAGAACUAAGCACGAGGUCUCAGAGAUUCAGCAUUCCUCGUCAGCAUUUAUGUUUUUCACUCCCUCUAGCAUGAUUCAUUUUCACUUGUGGUCUUGCAACUGAGGUUUGGCAACUAGCUUGUUUAAAAACGGAGGCAAUGGGAGAAGGGAAGAAACAGAGAGACACAUCUUGCAGUCACUUUAGUGUAAUGAGAUUCGCCUCCAACAAAGCAGCUGCCGAUGGAGGCUCCUCCUAUUUCUGUUGUUAGCAAAAGGGCUUAGGACCCCUGGGAGAAUUCAGGGCAAUGCUCUCAAGCAGCUCCCCUGGCCUACUCCCCCCCAUCCCCACAACUUCUGGAGUCCUCUAAACUACAGAGGCAGAAGUCCUAGUUGUUUCCCACCCAAGUCUGAGUUUAGGCCCCAGAUUAGAUAGGAGGGAAGCUUGCAUUGGAGCUCUCCGUUGCUGCCUUGGUGAGAGAGCAUUCCAUUGGCCAUGGGCUCUCUGUCCUUUAAAUUGCAGCUAAAAUAUUACCCUCACGGGCAGGAGCUGCAUGAAUAAUCAUCCCAGACAUCUUAUACCAUUAUGCAAAUCUACAGGAUGAAAAAUUACAGUUUUCUUGGAAGGGGAAGCUUAUGGCAAGAGCAGAGCAUCUGGCUUCAAGCCAAGAAAUCAGCCUAGUUUAUCCACAAACACUGGGAAUUCAAUCCUUCCCACAAACAACAGGAAUUCAACCCUUGUCCAUUUCCUAUUUCUACUCUUGUCAAAAGCCUUCCCUGAUUCACUGACGUGAGUGUUCAGCAAACUUAGAAUGAGUCCAGCCUGCUGAACUGGGAUGUUUAUUUUCUUCCACCUUUUUCCACGGUUGUAAAGCUAUGAGUUCAGUGUGAUCCUUUUUUACUCUUCCUCCAUCUUCAGUGCUUGCCAUUGCCUAAGAGCGUUGCAAUAAACCUUUUUCUAGAGCACGUUUUGGGAUAACCCUUCCUCCUGAAUAGAAAUGUAUAUAAGAUGCAGGCAUCCGUGGUAAAAUUGGCAUUUUUAUAGGGAAAAAUGAUUUCCCCAACUUGACCCCCAAAGUGCCUUUUAAAUGAUCAGAAGGGCCGCCUGUUUGUUUUCUUGUCAUAUUACAGUUCCGUGCCUUUGCAAAGGAAAAAAAACGAUGUCUUCUUACUUCAUUUUUGUUCAACCCUUGUCUGUCAGCAUUCCACAUGAUUGGGGGAAAAGUUAAAUGUUUCCUUUAUGGAUGUGAUUUAUUUUGGAAUUAUGGCGGGGGGGGAGGGGGAGAAAGGGGAAAAUUCAAGACACUGUGUACCAUAUAUAAUUAUUGAAUUCUCUGUUUAACUUUUUGUUUAAAGCAAAAUGGAUCUUAUUUAACUUGAAACACAGGAAGUAACAUUUUAAAUGCAUUGUCUGUCUCUGCAUACUGCUUUAAAAAUCCCUUUGAGGACUUUUGGGCAACAGACAGGUUGUUUUGGUCACCUUUGCAUCCUCAAAAAGGAACUGUUCCGAUAAUGUGCCUUGCUCAUUAUAUAUUUGCAAUUCCGAGGGAGUUUUUAAGUUAACGAGAUUAGGUCUGAUUAGAGAAAAUUUCAUCGAUAGGCAUGGUCCUGAUCAAUGUGAGGAACUUUGAUUUAUUUUGAAAUUAAAAUUUAAAUAUCUGCCCUGCCCUAUAUUCAGCUGGCAUCUGGGGAAAGAGGGUCAGGAAUUUGGAAAAGGUUACAACCAAGAGAUGGAGUUGGAGUGGGAGAAUUAUUUCUAAGGAAACUUUAGAAGUGGUUGGCAAAUGAUGUAGAAGAUGUUUUGUCACCUAGGGAGAAGGCAGGCUGUUUGGGGUCUUGUCUGUUUAUUCAUUUUCUAGAUGCGGCAUACAUACCUAUAUUUCAAAUAUUUUAAACACCUAAUACAUUGACAUAGACCAAGGGAAUGGAAACUUAGAUUAUAUUACAAGUGACCUUGUGCGCUGAUUUAACCAAAACAUUGGGCUGUUACUUAUGCCUUCUUUAGAUGCCCCAUCUAUUUGCAGAGACCCCCUCAGCUACAUUUUCACAACUGCUAUUAUGGCAUAUUUUAAACCCUGCUAAAUAGUUUCAGCUUACACUUACCCAAGAAUAACAGUUUCUGGAGUAAAUCACCAGGUUUGCUGUUCUCCUGUUGGAAUUGAAUGGUGUAAUGCUAAGAUGGGCUGAGUUGUUGGGGAAAAGGAACAGUUAAGGUUUUCUAGGUUAAGGUUUAGCAGGCCUUAAUGACAAAUUUUUAAUUGUCAGGAAUUGGUAGUGGUUUCCCUCUUCGUACUGUGGUCUGUAUUUUGACCUAUUAAAUCAGUAGAGCAAUCGUCCCUAAGGGAAAGACAUAAUUUAGCUGCAGAACAGAGAUGCUUUUUCUGGAGGGAUUUUUGAGCUAAACAGUCUUAUUUGUCAUAGUGUUCAUGUAGAAAAUUGGGCUUUAAAUGUCCCCCAGGUCCACUAUGCUGUUUGCAACAGUUUACCCAUUUUGAGAAAAGUUUGAAGUUGUAGGAGAAUUGUCUCAUCAUCAGAUAUCAAAACUCGAUUCGUUUUAAGUAGAAAAAUAGUUUUUUUUUUAAAAAAAGCAUGAUUUCCAAAUAAAGAAAUGCUUUCGAGAUCUGAACCAGAUACCUCCCAUAAUACGACAAGAGAGCUGGGCUCAUCCAUUUUACAUCUGAAAAAUUCACGUGAAACAGACUUGUAGGUUUUCUUUUUUGAGAUUUUGAAAGUACAUGCAACUCAAGAGAUUUUGCUGUGGUAUGUGAUACAGUCCUGGAGAACUUGUAUUUGUCUUUGCCUUAUUACUGUUGGCUGCCUGGUUGCCUAUAAAUGCCUUUGGUAGGGAUUUCUGACGUUACUGAGAGAGAUUUUGCUGUGGUAUGUGAUUACAGUACUGGUGAACUUGUAUUUGUCUUUGCCUUAUUACUGUUGCCUGCCUAGAUGCCUAUAAAUGCCUUUGGUAGGGAUUUCUGACUUACUGAGGUUGUCCAUUCUGCUGCUUUUUCCUGCCAUUUCAACUCAUUUCAAAGUUGCCAUAACUGUGCUGUUCUAAAAAUCAAAUGUUGGCUAAAUCAUGCUUCUGAAUGUUUAUACUCCCAAGCGCUUAGUACAGUGCUCUGUACACGGGCACUCGAUUGAUCUGAUAAUUUUGCGAACCUCAGAGACACUACUGGAUGCUACUUUAUGUCAUGUAAUUUAUAUUGUUAUAUGUAGUUCUUAAAUGUAAAGAAUACUGAGAAGAAAAUUCCUUUGAAAAUGUUAAAGUCAAUAUGCAGAAAAA